This is a messenger RNA of Nanorana parkeri, 1679 nucleotides long. Its product is annotated as squalene synthase-like. The transcript is spliced from 8 exons. Bases 18 to 1376 code for a protein of 452 amino acids. Gene Ontology annotation, cellular component: endoplasmic reticulum membrane. Lineage: Eukaryota; Metazoa; Chordata; Amphibia; Anura; Dicroglossidae. The record is from RefSeq and is a predicted model, not a curated record. Gene Ontology annotation, biological process: farnesyl diphosphate metabolic process; cholesterol biosynthetic process. Gene Ontology annotation, molecular function: squalene synthase [NAD(P)H] activity.
UCCCCGAGCGUCGGCCCAUGGCCAGCGUCAACUGCAAGGUGGCCGCUUCCCUGUUCAAGAGGACGCUGUGCCUGUCCCCGGCCCACAAGCCCGCCGGGCAGCGCUCGCUGCUGACGGUCGGCAGGCUGCAGGAGAGGGGGCUGCGGGAGGGCCGCGCCGUCCACAAGUGCUUCACCCCCCAUAACCCGGCCCCCUGCUGCCGCUUUCACGCCGUCUCUCUCCCCCGACAGGACGUCAUGAGCCCGAGCCUGCAGACCUGCUACAAGUACCUGAACCAGACCAGCCGGAGCUUCGCCGCCGUCAUCCAGGCCCUGGACGGGGAGCUACGGCACGCCGUCUGUAUCUUCUAUCUGGUUCUGAGAGCUCUGGACACAGUGGAGGAUGACAUGACCAUCAGCCUGGAGACCAAGAUCCCCAUGCUGCACAACUUCCACACCUUCCUGUACCAGGCCGACUGGAGCUUCACGGACAGCAAAGAGAAGGAUCGCCAGGUGCUGGAGGACUUCCCAACAAUCUCUUUGGAGUUUAGGAACUUGGCGGUGGUCUACCAGGAGGUGAUCGCCGACAUCUGUCAAAAGAUGGGGGUGGGGAUGGCGGAGUUCCUGGAGAAGCAUGUGGAGACGUUACUGGAGUGGGACAAGUACUGUCACUACGUGGCUGGUUUGGUGGGGAUCGGCUUGUCCCGUCUGUUCUCUGCAUCAGAGCUGGAGGACCCCAUUGUAGGAGAGGACACGAGGCUCUCCAACUCCAUGGGUCUGUUCCUGCAGAAGACCAACAUCAUCCGUGAUUACCUGGAGGAUCAGCUGGAAGGCCGAGAGUUCUGGCCGAAAGAGGUGUGGAGCAGAUACGGGAAGAAGCUGUCUGACCUCGCCAAGCCAGAAAACAUUGUGCCGGCCGUGCAUUGCCUGAACGAGCUCAUCACCAACGCCAUGCAACAUGCGCCCGACGUCCUGCUUUACCUGUCCCGACUGCGAAACCAAAGCGUGUUCAACUUCUGCGCAAUCCCGCAGGUGAUGGCUAUCGCCACGCUGGCCGCCUGUUACAACAACCAGCAAGUGUUUAAAGGAGUGGUGAAGAUCCGGAAGGGCCAGGCUGUGACUCUGAUGAUGGACGCCACAAACAUCCAGGCUGUGAGAGCCAUCAUGUAUCAGUACGUGGAGGAGAUUUACCAGAAGAUCCCCAUGACUGACCCAUCUUCUGGACGGACACAAAACAUUAUAGCCGCUGUCAGGAAGCUGAGUUUGCUCAAUGGCCCCCUGGUUUCCCGGCCCAGCUAUUCCCCCAUAUACCUGUCCUGCGCCAUGCUACUGGCGGCCCUCAGUUGGCAGUACCUGAGCACGGUGCAGGCCUCAGAGGAAGUCCACACGGGCCAGUGACCUGGGACAAUUCACCUCCAAUGCACCCAUCUCAGUUCUGUUCUCCAUGGUAGUAAUCUCUUGGGGUUCUCAGAGGAUUUUUGGGCUGGAGCCCUUCUGAGGACAUCUAUUCAGCCGAGAUCCUAGCACUUAAAGCACAUUUACAAAGCCUCGCUUGGCCGGCUUCUCAUCUCCAUGACGUUUAAUCCCAGGGGAGAUUCUGAAACGGGAUUGUUUUCAGGACUUGUAGCUUUAUCAGAUUAUCCUUUAAAAAGUAUCAGUGACCGAACUAUAGUGCAGGUCCGGACGGUAGUGAGAGGGAGC